This is a messenger RNA of Lactuca virosa, 792 nucleotides long. The record is from the annotation of a GenBank genome assembly. NCBI's taxonomy places the organism in Eukaryota, Viridiplantae, Streptophyta, Magnoliopsida, Asterales, Asteraceae.
AUGGCCCCCCCUGGCCCUCUCAUAGCUCCACCACUGCUUCCUUCCUUCUUCAAGGUCGUGCUCGACCCAUCCCGCCCUCACCUGCCAUUGCCACCUGGUUUUAUCAGCAAGCUAUUGGAGAACAAGAUACCUGAGGACCUAUUACUCCAAUCUGUAAAUGGAGAGUAUUCAUGGAAAUUAAAGAUCAAAAAUUUUGGUGAAGUUUACUGCAUUGCCGAUGGAUGGAGCAACGUCCUUAAAGAUACCCAGUUGGGUACUGGGGAUAUUCUUCUCUUUAGACUCGUUCAUCACUCCACCUUCAAACUUUCAAUUUACAGUCCAGAUGGGUGUGAAAAAGAACUCCCCACAAAAAUGCAGGUUGAACAUGAUGUUGUUGUUGAUGAAGAAGAAAAAGGAGGAGGAGGAAGAGAAGGCGAGGAUGAUGAUUAUGUUGAUAACGGUGGUCGUCGUCAUGAUGGUGGUGGCGAAGAUGACAAUGGUGGUGGUGAUAUUGAAGAGAAUCCGUUCUUUAUGAAGAUUAUAUCUAAAGCCCACAAGUUUUAUUUGCGGCUUCCAGCAGAGUUUGUGAGAUUGGCCGGAAUGAAUGAAGAAAGAAUGAUAAGAAUGAAGAAUGUUGAUGGCAAGGAGUGGAAGAUGAGCUUAAAGUUGGAGAGAAGUCGGAAAGCUAAAAGGAGGCCUAGAGGGCGGCCACGGCGGGUGGAGAAAAUGGUGACAGACAAAGCUCCGGCAACUGAAGUACCGAAAGAGGAAGAGAGGGCGGCCACCGCGUGUGAUGGCGGAAAUGGAAAGUAA